GCUUCUCUCUCUAUUUCGAGAUUGCUUCCUUACACCGCUCGCUGCAACUCUACCCCCCCCCCUCCAACCCUCCUUGCUGGACCUUCCUCGUUUUCCUUCUUCCACACAUGUUGAGAUUCAUGUACUAGAACACCUAAGAAGACGAACUGGUCCAAACUUGACGCGAGUUUGCCGCACUUAGUCGGAACAACAUCAAGUAUACGUGGUGUAGUGAUCUGCGGUUGGUGAAAUCGCGUGCGCGAACUGCGAUGCCAGUUCGCCGAGGACCCCUCGGCGAGGUGUGAUCUCUGUUUCGCCUGCCCUCCAUCCACCCACACACACCGUCCUAGUUGCCGACUGUCGCAGUCAUCCUUCCACGAGGGUUUGUCUCGCCCAAGCACCCAUUCAUCCAAGACCAUUUCACGUUGUGCUGGACAGACAGACUUGCUUCUCAUGGGUCGGCAUUUCGUGAUAUCCGAUAGUCCGUGUGAAAGGCGCAUGAUGCCUCCUGUGCUGCUCCAUCGCCAGCAAGGCGGGCUUCCAACCCUUACCCAUUACUCUGCCAUCUACGCGUCUUCACCGUGGUUUGAACACGAAGGUUCCCCACGCCUAAGCUGGUCCUUCCACAAUCACAUUCCCGCGGUAGCUUCAAGACCAAGUGAACGACACAGGACUGGCCCGGAAUGCGUCCUAUGUCUUGAUGAGUAUCCAGGGGUAGAUGCCACGGAUGGCAGGGCCACUAAACCCAACGACGAUCUUGCACAAAUCCGUCUCCUAUACAUGAAGCCAAGAGGCCCGAGACCGGAUGAUGACGAUGAUGAUGCAUAUGUUAUGCCUUUGCAAGACGAAGAACCAAUAGAAACAUCAGUCGUGCCCGGUAACGACACCGAGAGCGAGAUGGGGGGGCGAGCUCCAUGACACCCAAGUGAUCGAGGCAGCGACGGAAGCAUUUACAAGCGCGGCAACAAAAGAAAACCUCGACGAUCCAGCCAAGGAAAAACACGAGCGCGACGGCUUCUUGGAAGCAAGCCCAACUGCAGCCAAGGUGUGCUGCAUGUCCUUUUCCAACUCCCCCCCCCCCCCCC
Colletotrichum navitas is the source of this 1064-nucleotide messenger RNA. RefSeq lists its product as uncharacterized. The record is from RefSeq and is a predicted model, not a curated record. Bases 433 to 897 code for a protein of 154 amino acids. Lineage: Eukaryota; Fungi; Ascomycota; Sordariomycetes; Glomerellales; Glomerellaceae. The transcript has a single exon.